AUGAGGGCACUAUGGCUACCCACAAACGGGAGACGCCUCUACAGCAUAAAAAUUGUUGACAAGGUAACAAAGAAAAGUGUAAAAAUAUAUGAGCAUUCUUUGUUUGGGCGGAAUGGGAAGGGAAAGAAAUUCAAUGAGAGCUGUCCACAUGACGAUGGUGAGAGUACCUUCCCCACUGAUGAAGGAUGUACGUCGGUACAGAACCAGAGGGGGGCCCCCAUAGUGGGUGUCAAAAGUGAUGUGUGUAAAGUGGCCAGAGGGAAGACGUCCAUUUUUUAUGAAAGCGAAAGAAUUAUUAAAUGCGAAAGUGGAGCAGGUGGCGACGGAGCUAUCAGCUUCAAGAAGUUUAAACGGAAGGUGUUGGGUUCGAUGGGUAUACCAAAUGGGGGAAAAGGCGGUAACGGUGGUAACGUGUACUUAUGUUAUUGGGACCCUAAAGGGGGUGGUCCUCUAGCGACGAAAAGGAAGCGAAGAGGUGAAGACAAACAUGUGUAUGUCAACAAUUUAGCAGAGUUACCAUGUGUUAUUUCAGCCACCAAUGGAUCAAAAGGAAAAGCUAAUCAACUGAGAGGGAAAAAUGGAAUGAGUGUUUUUUUACAUUUUAAUAAAAUGUGUCAUGUGUAUCGACUGUUUCCACGUGGGCAGGAGGAAGAAGGUACAUGUGGAGGAGUGGCAGACUCGAAGUGUACACAUGAACCUUUGCACAUGUUAAGAGGACACCGAUACGAUACACGAGGGACCCCUUUAGGUGAUGAACAAAGGGAUGUGCUAAUGGUGGGCACGAACAACCAAUUGCCCACCCCGCAUGUGAAAGAACAUCACGACAAUUUACUCACUUACAAGUCCCAGUACGAAGACAAAGUGUAUAAGGUGAUAAAAAAAGAAGACCCCGUUUAUGUAAAAAAAAAUAUGCACAUUUUAAAGCAGCUAAUCAGGAUGGACAAAGAAGUGGGCAGAGAAAUAUACAUCGGCAUGUUAAGUCCAAAUAAUAAUUCACUUCUACUCUCCAAGGGAGGAGAAGGAGGUAAAGGGAACAACAUGAAAGAUACUUACACGUAUGGGAAAGGAGCAAAAGGGACUACUUCUUACAUUAAGAUCGUUUAUUCAUGCAUUAGUGACACUUGCUUUUUAGGGUUUGCCGGGUCGGGUAAGUCCACUCUGCUCUCCCUGAUCGCACCGAAAAUACACACGGUGAAUAACUUGUAUGUGCUGAAAAAGAUUUUCUUCAAAGAUAACUUCCAGGUGUCCGUCGCGGACUUUUCUGGCGACUGCACGGAAGAUGGAAGGGGCAUAUCGGAUGGAAGUCUCAUAGCAGAGCAGAUCCCCCCCUUCCGCAUCAGCUCCAACGUGGCUCAGCACUUGGAACUCGUCCACCUCUUCGUCAUCGUCCUGGACAUGCAUCGCGAGCUGAUGCCCCAGUUUCGCGCCAUUAGGGAGGAACUGUGCUGCAAGGACGAGCGUCUAUUCCACAAGCCGUACAUCGUUGUCAUAAACAAGUGCGAUGUCCAUUUCACGGAGAAGAUCAAGCGGGCGGAGGAAGCCUACCGGGACAUAAAAGCCUAUGGCGGGGAAGACGUCCCCGUUUUCUUCAUCAGUGCCAAAUACGCAAUGGGGAUUGACAAAUUCGUUACACACCUGCGGACGUGUGUGCAAAAGUUGAAGCACGCCAAAUGUUGA
Messenger RNA from Plasmodium fragile, 1677 nucleotides. RefSeq lists its product as uncharacterized. The coding region runs from base 1 to 1677 and encodes 558 amino acids. Gene Ontology annotation, molecular function: GTPase activity; GTP binding. The transcript has 2 exons. Lineage: Eukaryota; Apicomplexa; Aconoidasida; Haemosporida; Plasmodiidae. The record is from RefSeq and is a predicted model, not a curated record. Gene Ontology annotation, cellular component: mitochondrion.